CUCAAUAAACACUAGUGCUCGAGCUCUUGAAAUACGAGUACAAUAAAGCGUUUAUCAUAAUGGAAGCUCCGGAAAAAUGCUGCGACACCCAAAUCAAAGUUCUGUCCUCUGGCGACUAUAUCCUACCGCCGCCAUUGCAAGCGUCCAUUGACAAAAUAGUAGAAAAAGAAGGAUAUAUAUCUCACAAAACUAUCAACAGGUCAAUAUCGACCAGCGGUGGUAACUUCUUGGGAGAACUGUACGAAGUUGACAUUAAAGGAAGAACUGCGGACGGCGAUAAAGAGACCAAUAUUUUUAUUAAAAAUAAAAUGGAUGACAUACAAGUGACUAUUAUUGAUGUUACAGAAUGUUACAGCAUGGAGAAUUUCUUUUACGGACACCUCUCAAAACUGUACUAUGAUAUACAAAACAAAGCCAAUAUUCCUAUUGAAGAAAGAUUCAAUAUGGUUAAAAGUUACGAUGCCACGAAUCCGAAUGCUAUAAUUCUAGAGAACCUGGCUAAAAAGGGCUUCACGACUGUUCAUCGAAUGGAGGUCGCUUCUCUUAAGUUUGCACAACUUUCUGUCCAGCAGCUGGCCAGGUUCCACGGCUUGUCCUGGGUCUUGGAAAAACUGCAUCCUGAAUACUUCGAAAAGAAAAUCAGGCCUUUGAAAUUGACAUUUCAAUUUAACGACGAUUACCAAAAGUUCAUUGACAAUAUGAGCACGUAUACGGAUAAAUGUGUGGAUGUGCAGCAGAAAGUUAGAUUAAACAAAUUUAAACCCGGCGUUAUGGAUACCUUAAAAAAGAAUUACUUUGAGAAUGCUGGGAGAAGAUGCUGCUUAUGCCAUGGAGACUACAGGGCUAACAAUAUUCUUGUAAAAAAAGAUGGCGAUAGCAUAAGUGAAGUCAUUCCAGUGGACUAUCAGCUGCUCUACUACGGGUGUCCCGUCAUGGAUUUCAUAUAUUUCAUCUUCCCCUGCACCGACCAAGAGUUCAGAAGAAAACAUCUUGACGAUCUGAAAGAUCUGUAUUACGAAAGUUUAAGAAAGUUCCUUAAAUAUUUUAACAUGGACGUUGAGUCAUUGUACCCACGGCGGGAAUUUGAAACAGAGUACAAGAAAAGACUAGAUUGUGGUCUAGCUUUUGGCCUUUUGAUAACUCCUAUACUCUUCACUGAAGACGAUGACGUCCCUGACCUUGCGAAAGGUGAUUUGGGAACAGUUUCUGUUACUCCAGAUCCAAAAAUGGAUGAAAGGAUUAGAGGUCUUGUAGAUGAUUUCCAAAAGUGGGGUAUUUUGUAAGGAAAUUUACUUGUUAAUUCAUUCGUUAUUAACUUAACUGUAUCUUUUUGACAUUCUAUUGUUUUAAGACAGUGAUUAGUGAUGUACCGACUAUUGAUUUGGCCGACUAGCCGACUAGCCGACUAAUCGGCGCUCGAAUGGCCGAUUAGUCGGCCGACUAGUCGGCUAGUCGGCCAGAUCAUUAGUUUCGUAUAAGUUCAGGUGAAAAACAAUAGUUUUGCUCUUUUGGUUGCGCUAUUCAUAUAUUAGCUUGGUAAAAGGUGUUCUCGACAGGUUCAAAGACCUAUCACUAGAAUUCUCGUUCAAUUUCUGUCUUUCUUUUAUUUUGCGAUCCUGAGCAGACCGUCAGUAGGUACAACUUGUAGGAGGUAUUUCCAAGGCUCUAUUUCUCGUACGUAGUUGCCAGUUAAGAACCUAUCCCCUGUGGUCAGCGUCUUUAUGAGCAACGUGCCCUGUUUAUAAGUCUCUAAAUUUUGCAAUUACAUUAACCACCACCACCAUGGCUACACCAUAAAAAAAAAAACCAAAAACUGAAUUAUAAUAAAAUCCUUUAAGUAUAAAACUUGGCCAUAAAAUUACACGAGAAUCAGUUGAGAUCGACCUGUAGAGGAAUACACCAGCCCACCACCAUACGAUAACGACCAAACGGUCAAUUAUAUGAACAACAGUUUUCACACCCUGAAUAGGUAUUUUGGUAAAAUAGACAUAAAACAUAUGGUAAAUAUUGACUGUUGGUUUCUUUUUUUCUGUUUUCUUUCACUUAUAAAGUGCCGACUAAUCGGCCAUUUUUGCCGACUAGUCGCCGACUAAUCGCCGACUACAAAUGUGGCCGGAUAGUCGGCUUUCCCGACUAGUCGGCGACUAGUCGGUACAUCCCUAACAGUGAUAAUUUAAUUAUUCAAAAUGUUAUAUUUUUAGGAUGUUUUACUAUUAAAUUUAUUUUGAAUGUU
Molecule: messenger RNA, 2233 nt
Organism: Cydia fagiglandana
Lineage: Eukaryota; Metazoa; Arthropoda; Insecta; Lepidoptera; Tortricidae
Exons: 2
Coding region: 60-1283 (407 amino acids)
Source: RefSeq, a predicted model, not a curated record